AUGAUGAGAAUCCUCUAUCGUGUUCGCCGCAAGAGGUCGCACUUCGACAGGCCCAGGAAGAUCGUUUGCCCACCCUCCUCUCCGAAGACUCUCCUAUAUUCGACCCUAGUAAAAGGGCCGGGGGUCGGGUUCCAUUAUCAGUCUGCAAGGGGCUCACGUUUGUCGAGACACCGACCGAGACUAGUGAGGAGUCCGCCGAUGAGGGCGUCUUGGAGCCUUCGGGG
This is a messenger RNA of Perkinsus marinus ATCC 50983, 224 nucleotides long. RefSeq lists its product as hypothetical. Lineage: Eukaryota; Perkinsozoa; Perkinsida; Perkinsidae. The transcript is spliced from 2 exons. The record is from RefSeq and is a predicted model, not a curated record. The annotation marks the transcript as partial.